Penicillium arizonense is the source of this 141-nucleotide messenger RNA. RefSeq lists its product as uncharacterized. NCBI's taxonomy places the organism in Eukaryota, Fungi, Ascomycota, Eurotiomycetes, Eurotiales, Aspergillaceae. The coding region runs from base 1 to 141 and encodes 46 amino acids. The record is from RefSeq and is a predicted model, not a curated record. The transcript has 2 exons.
AUGGAGACACUGAGUGCAGCCCCCGAUAAUAACAACAAGAUUGUAGUGGUCGAAGCAUCUUUCAACAUGGAGAGUGUUUCUACCAGACUGCAGGCAACACCCGUCCAUACAGGAAUCUGCAGAAACACCAUCGACUCGUAG